ACGGUGAAACGUCAUCACGUCGCUGCUCCUCUGUCGGGUUUCUGCGGGAAAACGAACGUGUUGAGAUGUUUUGAGAGGUUUCAGCAGGUCGGUGUUUCGCUUCUACAUGAAACCUGUGUUUAAAUAAUUCAGGUUACUAUGGAGCCCAAGGGAGCUGAGUCUCAGCCAUCCGGCAUGGGGCCGGUUGAGGUGGUGAACUCUAUUCGGGAGCGAACGAUCACAGAGAACAGCAUGGUGAUCCUCCUGCAGGGCCUUCAGGGAGAGGUGACCACGGUGGACCUGAGGAACGAGAGCACGGCACGUGGACGCGUGGUCAACGUAGAUGCCUUCAUGAACGUACGGCUAGAGGACGUGUUGUACCGGGACCGGCGGGGUCAGCUCACACAGCUGCAGGACCUAUUCAUCACUGGCAGGAACAUCCGCUAUGUCCACAUCCCCGACCAUAUGGACAUAAUGAAGACCAUAGAGAGCCAGCUGGCCAAGAUUCACCGCGUCCGGAACUUCGGCAGUGAAGGCGGAGGCAGGAAAGAGUUUGCCAAGAAAACAAAAUGACUUUUUUUUUUUUUUUUUUUUUUUUACAUUUGGAAAAGACGCUGCUUGUGUAAGGUUCAGAGAUUAGAGGACAAACACCAGUCUAGACCAAUAGUUUACAUCCUGAGGGCCCACAAAGUGACUCCAGGGUCAAGAACAGGGAGAGAGAUCUCAGGUACAGUAAGCUAUAGUUACAGUCCUCCUUUUCAUUGUAAAAUACUGGAAGCUGUCUUUAGUGCUAUAAAAACUGAACAGCUUGGAACCUGGGAUGAAAGGCCACAAUCUGGGUUUGAUUUCUUGUAAGGAUCACAAACUCGAAAGGCUGAUAUCAGUAAAUGUUUUAAAUGUUUAAAAAUAAAACUCAACAGACUGAUUUGUUUCCCUAUGUAAACACUGUAACAAUUCUUUUUAAUACAUUGCGGAUUAUUUCUUGGAUUAAUCGAUCCUUGUAUCAACUCAAAGAAGCUCUUUGGUUGAGAUAAAAAAAAAAGACAAACUAUUUAGGGGGAUUUUUAAAUGAGAUAUGAUGAAAAUGCUAAAAAAAAAUCCAUCUGAGAAUAACGUGAAAUCUUUUUCAAUAUAAUUAUAACAACUAAAUGAUAGAUCCUCUUUUGCACAAAGGGUUUAACUUAAACAACGCCACAGCUUCUCUCAUACUUUGCUGACUUAGAAACAGUGAAGAGUCUUAUCUCUUAAACAUAGAGAAUACCCUAAAGCAGUCACUUUUUGUGCCUUUUGAGGUGCUGCACCUCAUAUUUGUACUAAAUAGCAAAAAUACAUUUAUCAUACAUUUCUCCUAAUUUUUAUAGUAUUUUCUACACCUCAUUUGCAGAAUCUGGACACCUACAUUUUUUGCUAUUAUAACACCAGUGAGGUACACCUGUCAAUGUAAGCAGCCAUGCUUUUUACUCACCAGACGGAUCAGCUAAAAACAAAAGUCACCUCCACACUGUUGUUAUAAAGGACGAGAUUUAAACUUGGGGGUCUUAUGAGAUUUGACUCGCUUUUGGAGGCUCAAUUUUUCCACCGCCAGAGGUUGCAGCUUGUUUAUUUUGGCCCAUGUUUCUUUUUUUUAAGUAGGUUUCCCUUUAGCGGGAUUUAAGCAUUAGUUAACUUCUCCCACAGUUGUGGUUUGCUCCCCACAACAAAAUGACUCAACUUAUUAAGCUCCUCACUGUCAUUCUGGGCCUUUUGAUGUGUCGCUCUCUAAUAACUCCCUCCAGCCAGCAACUUAAUUAACUAUCCUAACUUUUGUGCUAUCGCAUUAUUAAAGAUCUCUUUUGUCUGUCUUUCAGUACGUUAUCAUUUUAAUUUAGUUGUAAAAAUACUUUGAGGGACUUGUCUUUUCUUACCAAAUUAUUCCCAAAGUUAAUCUCUCUGCUCCAGCUCAGUUUUAUGAGAACUGAAUGGCUCAUAUUGCAGCUGACACUGAAUGCGGUUGUGGUGUGAGGGCCAGUGUAUUUACUGGUAAAUGGUGAGCAUCACAAAGCCCAUCUUUCUGUGUGUUAAAAAAAACAGCCCUAAGUUAAUCACUGCCUGUAUGCAGGAAAACAUUAGUCACUGGUGGGGAAAAACAAGCCGACCUGUUUCCACAGCUCCACAAACAUCUCUGCAUCAGCGAGCAAGUCGCUCUCAGUCACGACAUUGACAUCCACUCUUGUUUUUUAGCCAGUGGAGACAAGCGUGGCGGGUGAAAGGAAGGUAGUGUUUUGCUUGGUGUUCUACCCGUGCGCAGUUGCGAUCGGGAAUCUGGGGAAUUUGCAAAGUGCUAUGUUAUUCCUACACAGCAUCAGGAAGAGGACAGGCCUGACAUAACACAGGCAGCUGGAGCAGAUAAACCCCGCACUGUGGACAAAAAGGGCGGAGGUUCACCAGCCGUUACUGAGUGCAUUAAAUUAGGAGGAAUAUGCACGCAGGAAUGUCCCUCAGCAGUUGGAUCAUUGUUUUGGGCUUUAGCCUCAGAGUGAUUUUAGGGACAUAUUUUUCUCUUGACCAACCCUGAGUGUUUGAAUGACAGCAACCACAUAAUAACCGCUUAUUGCUGUGCUAAAAACACCAGCGAGUGCCACAUCAACGCUCACUAGACUCAGAAUAGUACUUUACAACCGCAUAAACAGGUCUUUUGCAAUACUUAAGAGUCUGGGUUAGUGUUACAGGAAAAAGCACCAGUAUAAAUAAGAAAGACAAGCCCUGCUUUCAUCGCUGUAGUCAGUCUGUAGAAUUAUAUGCUCAUACUUUUAGAAAUUAAAGGGGGGCUGUGUUGGUUUUUGUUAUUUUCUGUCGCACAUACUGUUAAAAUGAUGAAUGCGCUCAUAUCCAGUUCUGUGGAAUUAUUCAUAUUUUGGCUUCGGCUGAGGUUUAAAUUCACUCCCAGCAGGCCACAGAGUCAGGUUCACUUCAGUUCACUUAAAUGAAUUUAGUUUCUUCAGUUGAAUUGAAUGGAAAAAUAUAGACUUACCUUUUUGACAAAGCUCUCAGUCACACAGGCCUAUAGACCAGUUGGCAACCCCCUUGCAGUCUCCAGUCGCUAAGAAGAAAUGUGUGUAUUCCCCAGACCAGUGUUUGAGUAUUAGUUGAUUUGAAAAUGGUUGCCAACAGGGUGCUGAACCAAAGACCUGCCUGUGAUUGCGUUUUGUUGCUUGUAGAUUGCUGUGGUUGCCUGUAGUUUGUAUGGAAGAUGCCAACUUGUCUGCAAACAUUCACAGAGUUGUAAUGAAACUUGGAAAAGUGCAACACAAACUUGACCUUCAGAGCAAAAUAGUGCUUUACUUUUAUUUUGAAGGUUAACGUUCUCCAUUUCUGGUUUGCAUCGCACCUUUUCAAGUUUCACUGCUGCUCUGCAAGUAGCUGGUGAGUGGUUACAGAUGAGUUGGUGUCUUCCAUGAAACUGCUAGCAACCUGACGCAAGGAGAAUUUCCAUUUGACCUAACAACUGUAGGCAAUCAAUUGCCAACCAGUUGUGGAAUCCUUAUUUGUCCCUAGCAACCAGUGGUUUCCAAGGGUCUCCAAGCCUGUAUGGUUUUGCUAAAAUCAAGCAGCGAAAGUGAAAUGAGUUUUUAAAUGUAAUAAAAGACAGAGGAGAUUAUUUUUGACUCACACAUUGACGACCACAGUCCCAUGGUUAUUCAAUUACUCAAGUGCAGCCCUACAAAAAUCUUAGUGACCAUAUAGUUUCCUUAAAGCACAAUAACCUGGCAUGUAAUGUGGAUUGGGUGUUCUGGGCUGCUGGACUGAGUUCAAAGGUGCAAACUGGACUGGUUUAAGAACUAUUUUGCUCUUUUGAUCAGUUAUAUUAACAAUGUGUCGGCUGUGUGACACUGCAGUGUAGCUCAAAUCAACUAUGAGCAUCUCCUGUUUCGGUUGUUUGAUAGGUUUUACAAUUUUUAUCUCCUGGUGUCGUGUGGAAAGCUCCAGCUUUGUAAAGUCCAAGUCAGAUUUCCCCAUGAAGUAUCAAUCUAUUCAUCGGUCUCCUCUCCUGCUCCACAAACCUCACUCUGAGCUCUUUUUACUCCCCUCCAGGCUCAGAUUAAAACACAAAGAGCUCAAUUAAUCCAGGAGCCCCCACAGCAGCGUGGCCCCAUGC
Molecule: messenger RNA, 4114 nt
Organism: Haplochromis burtoni (Burton's mouthbrooder)
Lineage: Eukaryota; Metazoa; Chordata; Actinopteri; Cichliformes; Cichlidae
Gene: lsm10
Product: LSM10, U7 small nuclear RNA associated
Exons: 2
Coding region: 139-552 (137 amino acids)
Biological process (GO): mRNA 3'-end processing by stem-loop binding and cleavage
Cellular component (GO): nuclear body; cytoplasmic U snRNP body
Molecular function (GO): histone pre-mRNA DCP binding; U7 snRNA binding
Source: RefSeq, a predicted model, not a curated record